AUGACACAAGAGGAUAAAGAUCAAGACAUGUUGAUUCUUGACAACUAUCAACAACAACAUAAUAGUAAUAAUAGUAAUAGUACAACAACAAUCAUAAUAGAUAGAUCAUCACUAAACAACAAUAACAACAACAAUGAUUCAAUUGAAGAGGGUGCCAACAAUAACAACAAAGAGAGAAAGAUAAGUCAGUGGAAUACACCAGAGAACUUGAGUGAUGUGUUGUUGCUGUGUAUGAUUGGUAUAUGGACAGCAAUCACUGUACUUAGGUAUAAGAAUAGAGAUAAUGCCCAGCCUUCAGAUGUACCCCUGGGCUUGCUGAUUGCCGCCAGUUCAGUAUCCGGCUUUGUACUGUUGGUCCAUGUGCUGGACAUAUAUGCUGCAUUCCGCGACGCAUUCUGGAGGGGAUUCUGUGGCUUUGGCGGUGGCAAGAGGUUCAAGACACUUCAGUACAAGCCUGGCAUAUGGUGGUGGGCGCCUCUACAACGCUGGAUCUUUGCCAUCUGUGUGUGUGGCGCAUGUUGGUGCGCCCGUCUCCCCGGUGGCUACCCAUGGAUUGGCUUUGGCUGUGUGAUUGUUGUUGGACUACUUGGCGAGCCUGGCAUUGUAAAAUGGGCAUGCGCGUUCGAGGCCAUCCCCAACCGCCCCUCACAUGUCAUGUUGGGCCCAGGCAACAUCCACAAGAAGACCUCGAAGGAGAGCAUCAAGAUGAGAACAUCAAAGAUUGCAUUGGUCUACUUUGAGGACUCAAUGCAUGCGUCUCCAGAUCAUCCCAUGAGACAUUGCAAUGCGAUAUGGGACACUGUUCAAACAAUGGGUUGCAGAGCAUGGACACCUAUGUUGAUACCAAGGACAGCGCUGGAGGCCAAUCAGUUUAGGACAUGGAUCAAUUGGCGUGCCAAUCCAGGUUGUGUUGCAGCCAUUCUUGUUGGACCAACUGUGGACUCACUAUACAAGGAAAGUGCAUUGGAUUGGACUGGAGCACAUCAUCUUACAUUGUUUGGAUAUGGUUCAUUCUUUAGAAAGUUCACUUGUCUUGUUCGUGAGAAUGGCAACAAUUGGACCUCAACUCUGAUCCUUGACGUCAAGAAGGCAAAGCCCAAGAACAAAGAGGAGGUCGUGGAGGUGGUGGAGUGUCCACUCACACAAGGAUACUGUGUGUGGGCGGCAAGAGAUCUCUCAAUGUGUGACAGACUGCUCACACUUCAGUCAACAUGUGAGAAUGGACAGGAGAGCUUUCCAGUCGAUGGACAUCUGGUUGAGGAGGCUUGUCACUUUGCAGCGAUCAACUCUGACCUCAGUUAUCUACUUGUGAUUGGAUCGUCAUCAGCUGAUGGCGUGAGGAAUGGCAGCACACUCAGAUUGAUGAAGGAACCACUGAAUGCGAGUAUAGUGCGAACACUCUGGGACUUUAGACCAAGCAGCAAGUGUUGGUCAAAUGAUAGAACAAAGCCAUCAUGUGUAGUCCUCGACAGACAAUUGAGUGCUCCACCAGUGUUUACACAUCGAUCAAUCAUUGUUGACCUUCAAGGCAACAGCAAUGUUGGAAGUGCAUCUUCAUCAUCCAUGCCAUCGAGUGAUAUCAAAUGGUUCUCAACAACAAUGCAUUAUAAGGGGGAGGAUGGACAAGCAAUGAGACUACACCUGGGACUUCAACCACAAUCGACUCAUACCAAGGGCCAGAAACUUUACAAAGUGCGAUCCAUAUGCUACACAGAGGCCCAUCCAGCCUUUUAUAAGAUGUCAUUAAUACCUAAAGCCAAUGAAGUUCUAAUAUUAUAA
This is a messenger RNA of Acytostelium subglobosum LB1, 1779 nucleotides long. RefSeq lists its product as hypothetical. The record is from RefSeq and is a predicted model, not a curated record. Lineage: Eukaryota; Evosea; Eumycetozoa; Acytosteliales; Acytosteliaceae. Bases 1 to 1779 code for a protein of 592 amino acids. The transcript is spliced from 2 exons.